AUGAUAAAUAAUAAUGAUAAUAAUAAUGAUAAUAACAAUGAUAAUAAUGAUAAUGAUAAUAAUAAUGAUAAUAAUGAUAAUAAUGAUAAUAAUGAUAAUAAUGAUAAUAAUAAUAAUAAUGAUAAUGAUAAUAAUAAUGAUAAUAAUGAUGAUAAUGAUAAUGAUAAUGAUGAUAAUAAUAAUAUUAAUAAUAAUGAUAAUGAUAAUAAUGAUGAUAAUAAUGAUAAUGAUGAUGAUGAUGAUGAUGAUGAUGAUGAUGAUAAUGAUGAUAAUGAUUAUGAUAAUGAUGAUAAUGAUGAUAAUGAUGAUAAUGAAGAUAAUGUUAAUAAUGAUAAUAAUGAUGAUGAUAAUGAUAAUGAUGAUAUGAUAAAGAUGAUAAUGAUGAUGAUAAUGAUAACGUUGCAAUUUUCAGUCGCAUUACAAAAUAGGUAAUGAUAUUCAUACUUAUCAACGACGAUUAGCGUUAAAAGCCUACAACAAAAUUGUACUAAAGCAAAAAACAUCACUUAAAAUUGAACAAAAUAUAUGGAAAUGAUAAUGAUAAUAAUGAUAAUAAUGCUUAUGAUAAUGAUGAUAAUGAUGAUAAUGAAGAUAAUGUUAAUAAUGAUAAUAAUGAUGAUGAUAAUGAUAAUGAUGAUAAUAAUAAUAAUGAUAAUAAUAAUAAUGAUAAUGAUAAUGAUAAUAAUAAUAAUAAUAAUAGUGAAAUCUGUCAAUAUCUUUCGACACAAAACCUAGAGUGGUUACUUCAAGUGUAAUAACUUCAAACGCAUAACACGUCGUGAUCAGCUCAGAUCUUAGAUGUAUGUAUCUUUCUUUCUUGCGACGUUUAGCCUUUGUACAAUAAUUGGUUUCGUAGGGAACAGUUAAUUCAACCACAUAUACAGAACCCUUAAAAUCCACCACUAUAUCAGGUCUUAGCGUUCGAAAUAAAGUUGAAGUACACGUCGUACCUGAAUUAGGACAGUCCGCAAACAGUCGAAAAUCUGCACCAACUGCGAUUAUUAAGUGAUGAAUAAUAGUCAUCAGAAUCGAGUCAUGCCGUCAAGUAUAGCGUUGUUGUUCUAGGGCUACCUUGCAGUUGGAAAAAACGUGUAGCUGGGUUUGUAACAUGUUGCACAACUCACAAUUGGCGGAGUCACGAAUGUUCCAGCGCUUUAGAUUAGAAUUAUUUCCUAAACUUAAAAUUAACGCUCUCCUAGCUAAGCAUGCUAUAUUGCUGGGCAUUCGAGUGACAAUUUCGUGCCAUACUUUAAUCAUCUUCUUAUAGCAAGUAUCAGUUAAGCAGGUAAUGAUCACGGAUUGUUCUUUUAGUUCUACAAAGUUUGACCAAAUUUCGUUAAGGUUUUUCAUUACGAGAAUUUUUUUUGCAGCGUUUCUUAACAUAUAUUGUUCAGAGAUACCAGCAGCCGCCCGUUCAAUAAUAUCAUCAGUGACGAUGUUUUUUGAUGACGUUUUGGUAUAUAGCUGUUAAAUAUCGGAGUUGACAGAAGUCCUCAAGAUUCUGCGCACUGUCAGUUUACAUUGAUUAUAUAUGUCAGAGGGGAAACAGAAAUCAAUUCCCAGUUGUAAUUUAGGAAGCUUUAGAUGGCUAAUGUUACCGCUGAUUGGGAUCUGAUAAUGAUAAUGAUGAUGAUAAUGAUGAUGACAAUGAUGAUAACGAUGAUAAUGAUGAUAACGAUGAUAACGAUGAUAAUGAUGAUAAUGAUGAUAAUGAUGAUAACGAUAAUGAUGAUAAUGAUAAUGAUAAUGAUGAUAAUGAUAAUGAUGAUAAUAAUAAUGAUAAUAAUAAUGAUAAUAAUAAUAAUAAUGAUGAUGAUAAUGAUGAUGAUGAUGAUAAUGAUGAUGAUAAUGAUGAUGAUAAUGAUGAUGAUAAUGAUGAUGAUAAUGAUAUGAUGAUGAUAAUGAUGAUGAUAAUGAUGAUGAUAAUGAUGAUGAUAAUGAUGAUGAUGAUGAUAAUGAUGGCAAUGGCAAUGGGCAAUGGGCAAUGGGCAAUGGGCAAUGGGCAAUGGACAAAAGAUGUGCAAGUUUUCUGUCAUGCAUGUUUUUAUCAAUCUUUGCUUCAAAAGUUCCUUCAUUCCUGGCAAUCAGCCAUAUUUCUGAGAUUAUCACCAAUGCAUAGCCAUGCGCCCACGAUCAUUGAUGAACUUUAGGCUUAGUACCCUCGCCACGGGCUUCGCCCUACGCGCUACGCGCGUGUCUCGGGCAUUAGAGAAAUGUAGUAACUGCUGUGUUUAAUUUAAAGAACUUUCUCAAUACGUUUUUGUUAGCGAAAGUCGAAAUUCCAAGGUAAAUUUUGCAAUGCUUUUUGCUAUUAAAAGCAGUCAAGAAUAGUCGUGUUUCUGACAUAGAGCUGCAAAUUUUAUUUCCAGAUGGGCAUGAGGAAUUUGACACCAUCUAAAUCGAAAUACAAUUACAGCUACAAGUUUAUAGUUUUUUCCUGAAAAUUUCUGUUUUUGUUGGAUAAUUAAAAAGAGACAUAUGAAAUGAAGGUCCCGUUUGCACUAUACCGGAUUACAUCGGAGCGGAGCGAUUUUCACACCGGAUUCGACUGUUGUUUACACUACGCCACGGUAAUCCGGUGUGCGACAAGGAGCAAAAAUCACUCCGAUUUGGAGGUAAUAUGAAAAAUAAUCCGGUAUGUGCCGGAGCAGUGUAAACAGGCUGAUCAAUUAUUGGCGCUAAAUUUGUAAUAUAUUAUUGGAAGACGAAAUAAAAUGGUAGCCUUCAAACAAUUGAUUAUACUUUCUCUUGCGGCAGCAAGCGUCCUUCAAAUAAUGGCUAGUCUUUUUUUGUCUGUCGAACUAGCUGCUAUUUGUAAAGGCGACGAUUCUGGUAAACAUUCGUAACUUUGUGCAAAACGAAAGGAAAAAAGAUAACGUAAACAACGAAGAUUUUGGGUAAGACCAGGACGGAGUGAUGCUUGGUGGAAAAGUUUCAUUAGCGACGUUACACUGCCAGAAAAAUGGAGCUUUGGCUUUCCCCAGUGCUUAGGUGCUGUGGAUCGUAUACACACAUUCCGAUCCAGCAUCAUAUAUAAACCGAAAAGGGUAUCACAGCUUAAAUGUACAGGCUUGUGUGGACUAUAGAUAUUUCUUUUUUGUCGUGGUAAUAAAGUGGCCUGGAAGCCUACAUGAUGCACAUGUGUUUGGAGACUCCGCAAUAUAUUUGAAGUUUGUGCAAGCAAGUUAUUGUUGGGGGCGAGCAAGAAGUACCUGUUUGUCUGUUAGGUGAUCCAGCCUACCCUCUUUUACCAUACUUAAUGAAGGAAUUUUUUGGAAGGUGGUGGCACUGCUCAGGACGAAUUCGUUGGAUACUUGGAUAUCGAUAUUCAUUAGCACGAAUGGUUGUUGAAUGCGCCUUUGGGCGACUGAAAGCAAGGUUUGGUAUUCUACAACGUCCUAUGAACCUCAGCAUGGACAGCUUACCAAAAACAAAUUAUGUUUUAUUUUGCACAAGGUUUCUGAGAUGCACAAUGAAACAAUUCCUGAUGAACUUGCCGAAGCAGUGCAGCUAUAUGACAGAGAGUUUCAACCUUCCAGAGCAGAAGCACCUGCUCAGAUGCUUAUAACAAUGAACAAGGUGGCAAAGCAAUUUUUAGUAACUAUAUCAAAUAUUUUGUGUAAAAUAUUUAGACAUUUUCUCAAUAAUUACAGAAUAAAUUUUAUGAAACCUGAAAAGUAAACAAGAAAAAUCAUUAAGAACGUUCAUCGUUUAAAUGUUCAUAGUUUAUGAUAUAACUACAUUUAACAGAACAGUUUCUUUAAAACAAAAUGAAAUGUUAUGUAAAAUUUUGGUUCCAUGGUCUUGGGUUCUAUAUUAAAACGUUGUUUUAAUCUGACUCUGUAUCUGGUGUAGUGUUUGACAUUUGAAGUUUAAGGAAGCAAGCAACUAAAAAUGGAAACAUCAUGUAAGUGAUUGAGAACCAUCACGGGAGUUGUAUUCUGUGUGGGCUAUACAUUCGGGCUAUGUACUGUAGUUGUGUGUUUAAAAAGUAAAAAGAAAAGCAAUAAAAUAAGGCAAUCGAGCGGUAAACGAAGUGGAAUAUUGGUCAAACUCGCCGACACACACACACAUGCGUAUCUCUGAACACCAAGGGUGGGUUGACUACAAACUUUUUGUAGUUCGCUAUAACUACAGCUACUUCAAAAAUAUGUAGUCAGCUGCAACUACUGCUACUUUUGAACAAUAGUAGUUCGCUACUGACUACAGCUACUGCUUAAAAAAUGUAGCGAAUUAUUUCGCUAUUUCGCUAAGCAAUAUUUUUUAAUUUUACUGUAUUUGGGGCAUCUACUAGCUCAGGCUGUAAUGUAAUCUAUAUAACAAAUCGACUUACGAAUAAGAUGGCAUGCACAACUACUUGGCUACUUUUAGGCAAAAUGUAGUUCGCUAUAACUACAGCUACUGUUUUAAAAAACUACUGGCUACUUGAAAAUUGUAGUUCGCUACAGUAGCGAACUACAACUACUUCGCUACUACCCACCCUUGCUGAACACAUGGGCGUUUCAACUUUGACUGGAAAGAAACGUUCUGUUUCAACCAUGUCAGGCAUACUCUCUCAUAUAAACAUCAAAUUUCACCCUCUGAUUUUAAAAUCCUUUCCACCGCUACCUCUGAAGCAAGAUUUACUUAUUCGUUAACGCCUUUUCAUAUCCUUCAAAACUCAUUAAUAAUUCAUGACGAAAGUGUGUUGUAUCUAAUUUAUAUGUGAUAGAGAUUUCCCUUGAUUUACAUAAAUUUAACUUUGAUUUUCUCGACUUCCACAACGUAUUUUUAAAAAUUACUUCGCCAAUGAACUUAUCACGCUGGUAAUAUUCAGCAAAUUUUCUCAUAGUACCGCAGGCUCACAUUCUCAGCGGACUUUGAAAAAAUUAUGAAAAAUUGAAACUUUUGCAUUUUGCACAGAACUGUCCACUUUUUGUAAGAUGUCCGCUGACAAUACGAGCCCGCACGAGUGGGAGAAAUGUUUGCUAAAUUUGACCAACGUGUUAGAUUGAUCGUUCUUUAUAUCUGAUAAAGCACUGCUAGCUGCUCAUGUUUUGAAUAGUACAUAGGCUUAAUCUUAUUUUAAAUGCCAACAUUAGGUCUGGUCUCUAGCUACUAACCGUUAUUAUAUCUUUAAUUUACUAUUAUUUUUAAUGAUAGGUUGUUUUUCAUCCUUUCCUCUUAUUCGCUUAUUUGAAUAUUGUAACCGUUUGAAACUAUUUGUAUAUUUAUAAUACACGCUUGUAAAUAAUUUUAAUUGUUCUGAAGAUGUUGUGAACAAUACAAUGAAACGAUAGGCAAUACAUUUUAUAUUUUUGUUAUGUCUUGUCUGAAAGUCAUUUGCUGGGCUUUAUUUUUCAAUUUUCAAUUAGUUUGAACAUGUCAAAAUGUUGAACACCAGAAGUGUAUCGAGCCACCUUAAGACCAAAUUUCUGUUUUUAGAUAAUUGCCAAGUACCCUAUUUAUUCUUCUCCACAUCAUCCGGGACAUUCUCCUAUAAUACAGAAGAGUCUACAAGUAGCCCAACCAUUUUCAAUAACAGUGUAAAUACGUUAUUUUCCUUUGAUAGUAUAAACAAACGGUUGUAUCGGAGAUACGGCAAUUGAUGAAAUUACAAGUUACAACUUGAAUGGUUCAUAUUUGACCACAAUAAACAUUCAGAAUGUGGAAUUUUUUCUGUGGAUGGUCGGAAUAAUUUGAUAUAUUAUCAUCACUCCCUUCCAGAGAGAAUAUUUGUGUACAAUAUCACAAGUGGUCAAAGUACUUUAGUUCCAGGUCUGUCAGAUGUUACUGGCGUGAAAGAUAUGGAAAUGGAUAUGACAAAUGGGUAAAUAGCAUUAAUUGUUCAAUUCUUACAUUUUUGCAAUUAUACUCUAUUUUAAUUCACCAUGGAGUAUUUGCAUCAUACCUUGUGGUAACGCUCACUGGUAAUUUUCUUUUCUUUUAAUAUUAUCGUUAUGCACGGUUCUAGGCCACGUACAGAUAAAAAAUGAUUAAUAUAGUAUUAAGGAAACAAUUACCGACAGACUAAAGUUUGGUACUGAAUUAGAUUAAUAAGGAGUGAUGGUUAUUUGCGCGAACUGACUCUUUUCUUUUUUUAUAGUUAUCUCCACAUUGCAAAAGCUAGUGAUCCAACCAUCAUACGUUACAAUCCCUCUGAUCAAUCUAUUACCCCUUUCAAUUCCGCAACUGGUUCAGCGCAAUCACUUUCUGUUGAUGAAUAUGAUAAUGUAAUAUAUUGGGCUAAUUUUUACGGAAACAGUCACAGGGUUAUGAGAACUCUGCUGAAUGGAGAAACAGUUGAUUUAAACAUAACUUAUUCUGGAGUGAUUGAUGUGACUUCAGAUGUGUUUAAUUUUUAUGUACUGGUCAAAGCAGACAACCAAAUUGACCAAUACGCGAAGACAUCACUUGUAAAGCAAAAGAAUGUUACUUAUAACGGUGCAAUAGAAGAUUUAAUUAUUGCGUAUGGUGAGUUCUAUUUUUUCCUAUGUUUUUGCAAGAAAAUAAUUUCCUGAAACGAAUAAAACAAAUCAAUUUUAACCCAGCCUCUUUCUGAUCUGUUUAAAGUUUGGUUUUGUGUUCCUUUGCCAAGUAUCAAGAAAGUGGCUUUUUCACUGUUAGCUGGUUUUAAACUAGAAAUUAACGAAAUGUUAAAAAUUAAAGGAGUUUUGUAUAUAUAUAUGGAAAAUUAGAGUGCAAAGUUUAUACAUUUUUAGAUAUAACCAGGAGCAACUGCGAAAAAUGCAACUAUAGCUAUAGUCUCUAAAACCUGUGAUUCCACUGCAGCGCCUUAACCAAUUGUGCCACAGAGUCAGAGUGCAGUCCUUGAGCUAUAAAUUCAAGUUCGUGUAUAUAACACUUUUCUUUUCGAAAAGGCCUGCUUUGCCAGCUCAAAGUUGUCUAUUUCGCAAACAAAAAGUAAAAAUUGUAAAACAACUUAUUUACUUUUCAAAUUUGCAAUAAUUCUGUUUGUGGCAAUCAUGCAUGCGUGCUAGAAUUUCUUAAUAAUUUGUUUCAAUUUAUAUAUCUAGACGAAGACGAAUGUUGUGUUGGGACUUUCUGUCACGUGAAUUCUACGUGCUCAGAUUCUCUCGGACGUUAUAAUUGCUCUUGCAACUGAUGGUUCUAUUCAUGGGAAUGGCACGGAUUGUGAAGGUAGGCUACAUUUUUAGCGGUGUAUUAUAGCUGUUAUUAUUCAGAAUAUUUUACAAUAAUUUGCCGAAGGCGAAGAGAUUAUCGGGGAAUAUUCACCGAGACGAAGUCGAGGUAAAUAACAGAAUGCGGUUUCCUGAUAAUCACCGAGGCAGAAGAGAAUAAUUGUUUUAGUAUUUUUACACAAGUCUUUUGUGUUUUUGGGACUGAGUUUAUUUUAAUUUCGCUUCUAUUUCUUUAUCAGUAACUUCCACAAAACAGCUAGCAACUUGUAUAGGAUUUGUUAUAUUCACUUGUGCAAAAAUGACUAAACGAGCUACUGUACAGAGUCAAUGGGAUAUACCUGGAAACAGUUUUUAGUUUCUCUCACUUGGAAAAGACAUUUCGAUAUAUUUCAAAAUCUACUCACAUUUUCUUUAUCGUUUUUUGGUAUAAAAGAUAUAACCCUUCAUUUCAAACAAAUCAUUGUGCAUCCACCAUCAUGCAUGGAUAUGUAUCUACUUCUACUUCUACUUCUACUUUAUUAAAUAAUUUUUUUCCAAAAUAGUGUACAAGAAACCACCUACAUUUAGCAAGCUAUUCGAGGUAGGUGGCUUUCAAUUGAUUGAUAAAUAGUGUAUCAAUUUAUCUUAAUAGUAUAAAUUAUCGUAAUUCAAAUCGGAAGGAAAUAUUGAAAACAAAAACAAAAUUGUCUAAUUACAUUUAAUCCCCGGAACUGUUUGCAAUAUUUUGGCGAAAUCAACGUAAUCAUCACAAGCCAUCAUGGUAUUAAUAAGAAUGAUCUUGCAACGUGUUGUAAAACUAUGUUUAUUUAACGAACGGAGUGAGAUAGAUGGAGCAUUCAUAACUUUAACACCAGCGUUAGCAAAGGAUUUUGUGUAAUAUGCAAGUAUGCAACCUUGACUUAGUUUGAUAAAGAUUACCGCGAACAUCAGAUCUUGUAUUAUAGUUGUGACUUUCACUAAUAGUUGUGACUUUCACUAAUAGUAGUGAUGAUGCUCUCGGGUUGUAUUUGCCGCCACGUGUGACGUGGGGUCAAUGGUCUGUACGAAGGAUAAAUAAAGGACGGGUUUUAUUCUGUUUGUCUUGUUCGAUACUGGCCUUUAUAACAAUCGUAGAACUCAUUUGCAUAAGAUUGGCUGACAGCCGUUUUGUUUGCUUGUCGUUUAUUUGACCUAAGCUCAAUGGUUCAUCCCCACUUGAGACAAAUAUGCUAAAAUAUCACAUAGUUGGAACAAAUGAAUAUUAUAGGAUUAAAAUCCUGAGCCUAUUAACAGAAGUAUAUCUUAAGGCUGAUUUCCACUCCGGCUAAUAAGCAGCGGAUCGGACCUGAUUGGAGGUUUUUCCGAUCCGGUCCGAUCCAUGCAGCAAGCGAUUUCCGGUAAAAGGACAAGUGGAAUGAUAGGAUCGGAAAAGGAAAAAAUGGGGCUCGUUCUAGUCUCACAAAUUACUAUUUCGCGCUUUUUCAAAACGGCAGCUGCUCUGAACAAGAUGGCCUUCAUCUGAUUUGGUUCCGUCGUCGCCAGCAAAGGAGAAGCAAACAAGAAAAAUACAAAAAGAGCAUCUGGAUAAGAAAAAUUUUUCAGGAAAGACAAUGGAAAAGUAAAUACUACUUAUUGAUAGAAGAGUUAAAGCUACCGUGAAUAUUUUUUAAAGCAAUUUCGGUUGUUGCCAAGCAAAUUAAUUUAAAGAGCUGUUGUACUCUCCAAUUCUUGUAAAUUCUCCCUCGAAUUCUCCAAGAAAGCUCCUAAAUUAUCUUUCAUUUUGUAAAUAUUAUACAGGUAUUAUUUAAUUAUUUUAAUUUAUGUGAGAUAAUACGGCAAUUAGAUUCGUCGCCAGGUUUAAUCCGCGGACCGGACAAAAAUGUUGAAAAUAUUUCAACUUUUUAUUAUCCGGCCAGCAACGUCGCCGGAUCAAUCGGAACCAAAAAUUUCUACUGAUGGCGCAUGCGCGGAUUUUGUUUUGUUCUGAUCCGGUCCGAUCCGCUGCUUAUUAACCGGAGUGAAAAUUAGCCUUUAUUAAGAAAAGUUUAAAAGUGGGCAAGUCGUAUAUGUUUUGAUAAACUUAUUGACUUGGGUAAAUAAAUGGGAUCGAAUUUGUCUUAUUCUGCCCGAAGCACGGUAGCAACUAUAUCUUAUCACAAUCAGCGAGAUUUACUUUAGAAUAAUCUAAAUAAAAAUAAUUCUAGAACCGUGUUAAAAGAUUUAGUUAAUAUAAUCCAUGGUGUGGUCUGCGGUGUGGUCUACCUGAAAUGUUUAAUAAGGCUACGUUAUAUUUAUCGCCCCAGUCAGCAUAGCCAAACAGAGGGAAAUGAGACUGUUUUAUGUGGCUGAGCGACCGUGUAGUGAAAGAUGUCUGAUAGGUGUGGUAAACAAAAUCAUGGAAUAUUCAAAUGGUGUUCACAAAUAAUUUGCUAAGUACCGAUAUUACAACAUCACGAUAACAUUGCGAUAGUCAUAUUUAUAGUCCUACCUUAGAAACCCACUGAUCUCAAAAGUAUGGCGAAUUUCAGGACUGGAUCAGUGGAAUGAGUUGAAUUUGACAAAUAAACGAGAAACACGAAAAAAUUGUUUAAUGGGAUGAGCAGCUUCAUAACAAAAUAUCAGGAAGAGUAGAUGGCUGGAAGUCGUAAAACCUGUGCUAACUUCGAUUUUAAGAUUGAUGAUGUAUUGUUUGCUUUAAAAACUGAUGUUGCGUAUAACAAAAAAGACAGCGUAUAUAUUAUUAAUUUAGAUUAUUAAUUAAUAAAAAAUAUUUAAUUUAAAUAAACAAGAUUAGAAAGUUAUUUUCAUCAGAGCAUUUUAUAAUCGUUAUUAUCUGAAACUCAAGUUUAUCGAUAAAAGGCAGUUUAUGAACUUUUUAAAACGUUUGACGUAGCGCAUGUGCCUCAAUUUUACAUUAAGUUGAAAAUUAUUUAUUUUUAUUGUUCAUCUAGAUUAUAUUUACAAAAUGUUUUCUAGAUGAGUAAUAAAUAUAAAUGAAUAAACCUGGAUUCAAACCCUUCAACGAGUUGAAGAUUAUACUAUAAGCAUUAUUAUAGUGACAUACCAAAUGUAAAUAUUUAUAAGGAAUUGAUAAUUUUCUAAAUUAAAAGUGACAUUUUUAGGCCGUUUUCUUUCUAUUAAAUAAUGAAAUUAUCGUGUUACUAUGACAAACACUCAAAUAUUUAAUGUUUGGAAAAUAUACUGGUUUUGCUAGCUGGGCGAGGGAUUUCUGCACACUCAGCGCGGAUCUGAGUGGCUAAAAUGGCACUGCAGUAUAAUUUUGUAAUCACACGUCUGAUUUCCAAUCAACAUUUUGCACUCCAUGUAGUUAAAUUACUAUUACUAUCAAUUAUCAGCAGCAAUGGUCAGCGUGCUUACUGUAUCUGUCUCCCAUCUAUGCUCCCCUUGUUUACAAUAAUUUCUAUGUUGGUCCAAUAAAGGUACGCCAUGUGCUAGUGCUCCAUGUUUCAAUG
Paramuricea clavata is the source of this 10594-nucleotide messenger RNA. The record is from the annotation of a GenBank genome assembly. NCBI's taxonomy places the organism in Eukaryota, Metazoa, Cnidaria, Anthozoa, Malacalcyonacea, Plexauridae.